AUGGCAGUAACAAAAAGAGCAAAGAGUAUUAAUCCCGGGAAGGAGAUUCAACAACCUACUCCUUCUGUUGCUCAAACUGAGGCUACAAAGGACGAUGAGAGCGAGGAAAGCCAAAAAACAGCAAGAAAAAUGAAUGCUUUCAACACUGCUGCUUUGAAUUCAGCCCUCGUUGUUGGAAAUUUCAUCAUGCUCAAGAAUGAAAUCGAGAAGUACACAUUCUGCGGGCGAAUCUGUGACCAUGAUCUGUCCGGUGAAGAAUGUCGAGCUACUUUGGCAAGUCAACAAAGAACUGUGUACUACUGCGAGGACUACCCAAUGCUUUUGAAAAUGUCCUUGGCAGCUUUGAGCAUCGUGCUCCAAGUUGUCUACGGUUUCAUCGACAUUGUACUCAUUGUCGAAAAACAAGAAGACGAAAAAGACGGGUUGGAGACGGAAGAAGUUCUCGAAAAGAUGGAGAAACGAGUGUGGAUCACCUUCAUUGCAGGUGUACUUGGGCUGUUAAUUUCGAUUGUGAACUACGUUAUCGCUGCUUUCGAAUAA
Molecule: messenger RNA, 540 nt
Organism: Oikopleura dioica
Lineage: Eukaryota; Metazoa; Chordata; Appendicularia; Copelata; Oikopleuridae
Source: the annotation of a GenBank genome assembly